AAGCUGCUCUUUGAUCCCGUUUCCACCUACACAAAUUUGCACCGAUAUAUACGUCCGCCAAGUUUCAUUUUACCACCAUGGCAACCCAAGUACUAACCGAAAACACCUACCUGGCCGGAGCUCGCAACAGUCUCAGAAAGGAAGACUGUAUGGAGCUCUACGAGAAAUGGGCCGCCUCCUACAACCAAGACCUUGCCGACGCAUCCCAGAACUAUAUCGCCCCCCUCCUUGUGGCACAAGCCGCCCUUGCAUCAAGCAAAGACCCCGAGGCCACCGUAUUGGAUGCGGGCUGUGGAACCGGGCUUGUGGCGGAAGCCCUGGCCAAGGGCAGCAAAUGGACCAUCGAUGGCAUGGAUCUGUCUCCUGCCAUGCUCAACGUAGCUGAACAGACCGGCGUGUAUCGAAGCCUCUUUAAAGUCGACUUGACCCAACCGAUCGAGCAACCAGACCAGAAAUACGACAUCGUGACAUGCUGCGGCACCUUCACGCGCGGUCAUGUCGGGCCCGACCCUGCCUUGAGAGAAUUUGUCCGUCUUCUCAAGCCAAAUGGCAUCAUCGCAGCUACGAUCCUCGAAGAGAUUUGGGUGUCCGGUGGCUACAAAGCCGAGGCCGACAAGCUGGAGAAGGAAGGCCUCGCCAAAGUGGUCAGUCGAGACCUCAUAGACUACCGAAAGGGAGCGGGCGACAAAGCAACAUUGCUCCUGAUGAAAAAGACAGCAUCCGCUUGAGCCCAACGCGCGGGCAUGUUUCUCUUUUGUCGGACCUUUGGCGUGAGAAGGGAGGGAGGCUUUCUAACGUUCUAGGACUGGACUGAGCUUAAGUUGGCAAGGACCUCGAGCUUGUUCCCAAUGCGACUAUUCGUUCAUUAUUCCCCAGUGCGACUGCUAUUUGUUCCCACCGCGACUACUCUUUCCCAGUGCAACUGUUCUCACCCAGUGCGACCGUUCUCCGAUGGACUUCGACAGGGACCCGAGCCUAGGUUGCGUUGUAUAUGUACAACCGUACUAGAUAAUGAGAAUAUAGACCUGGAGAGUAAAUCAAACCGCCCGUAGGGAUAGGGAAGUUUUCGUAAGACAAUUACUUGCUAAACGAACUAUAAAUUGGACGCAGCAACAAAGUUGAAAGUAAUUAACGCUUGAGCACAUAGUCUCUCAUUGCACUGCUGCUGAUUUACUUGAAUAAAGGGACUGUAGGGUUGCGAGUCAGAAAGCCUGGGUAUUAAAUGAUAUCAUUCGUUUCUGGCGAGCCGAGGGCCCGAGGCUUGAUCUCGGCAAUUAUAAGUCUAUCCAAUACAGACGGUACAUCUCAUACUUUAUUCUACUUUCUCUCUUCUUGUUAUUUAAUUGGCAUCCCAUGGUUAAGCCAUAAUGAGAGCUUCAAUAUAUAUUAUCUAUUUAUCGGCACUUAACGCCAUCAGGGCCACAUGCACUCGUUUGAACUAUGCAGCAGAG
This is a messenger RNA of Aspergillus pseudotamarii, 1451 nucleotides long. RefSeq names its product class I SAM-dependent DNA methyltransferase. The coding region runs from base 78 to 728 and encodes 216 amino acids. The transcript has a single exon. The record is from RefSeq and is a predicted model, not a curated record. Lineage: Eukaryota; Fungi; Ascomycota; Eurotiomycetes; Eurotiales; Aspergillaceae.